Messenger RNA from Rosa rugosa (rugosa rose), 2371 nucleotides. RefSeq names its product pentatricopeptide repeat-containing protein At5g42450, mitochondrial. Gene Ontology annotation, biological process: RNA modification. Gene Ontology annotation, molecular function: protein binding; RNA binding. The record is from RefSeq and is a predicted model, not a curated record. Bases 428 to 1942 code for a protein of 504 amino acids. The transcript has a single exon. Lineage: Eukaryota; Viridiplantae; Streptophyta; Magnoliopsida; Rosales; Rosaceae.
UAUUUAUUUCCUUCUUAGUUUAAUAUUUUUUUGGUGUAUAAAGAGGGCAAAAAGCCCAAAACAGCAACAAAACUGUUUAGACUACGAUAACAAGACCAUCAUAGGAAGAUCGUCACCAGCAAGGUCAUCAUCAAGAAGAGUCUAAAUUAUAGGAGGAGAGGAAAUCCAAAACACGGGCACCAAACCCAACACCAUGGCCCAUAAACAACUAUUUUGCUCUUUGUAAAUGUGAUACUUACCUGGACGGCAAGGGCGUAGCUAGCACAACUGACUCUCUUUGCCUAAACCAACUUUUCUACUCAACCACUUCCAAUUCCAAGCUACAUUCCUCAGUCCACAAAACUUUGUAGUUUUAGUUUUGGUUCCAAGGAUCAAAAGCUACCCAAUAUGCUUAUCACGCACAGCUACUCCCCUUAACAAAACCCACAUGAAACCCAUAUUGUGCAGAUUGAGAGAGAUACAAAGGACAGUUCACACUUCAGCUUGUGCCCUUCUUACUGAAACCCAGAAAGCUAAUGCCUAUCUUGUUAGACAUUCAAAGACCUCAGACACAUUCUUGACUGCCCACCAAGUGUUCGAUGAAACGCCUGACUUAAACGUGGUCUCGGCCACUACAAUAAUAGGCAGCUUUGCUCGGCAGCACCAUCAUGAACAAGCUGUGUAUCUCUUUUCAAGAAUGCUUGUUUUGAAUAUUCGACCCAACGAGUACACAUUUGGCACUGUCAUUCACUCCUCGACCGCGCUUGGAGAUUUGAAUAUAGGCAAGCAACUUCAUGCAUGUGCAACAAAGAUGGGUCUGCAUUCGAAUGUCUUCGUGGGUAGUGCAAUUUUGGAUCUUUAUGCUAAGCUGAGCAUAAUCCAGGAUGCUCGAAGAGCUUUCGAAGAUACCCAGAAGCCGAAUGUGGUUUCCUACACUACAUUGAUAUGUGCUUACCUGAAAAAGGAGAUGCUUGAAGAUGCUCUCGAGCUUUUCCGAGUGAUGCCAGAGAGGAAUGUAGUUUCAUGGAAUGCGAUGAUUGGAGGGUAUAGCCAAACAGGCCACAAUGAAGAGGCUGUGAAUCUUUUCAUUGAGAUGCUUCGAAAUGGGUUGGUGCCGAGUCAGUCUACUUUUCCUUGUGCUAUAAUUGCAGCUGCCAAUAUAGCAGCACUAGGAAUUGGGAGAAGCUUUCAUGCCUGUGCUGUCAAGGCUUUGGGUAAGUUUGAUGUGUUUAUUAGCAAUUCUCUAAUAAGCUUUUAUGCAAAAUGUGGGAGCAUGGAAGAUAGUCUCUUGGUUUUCGAUAAACUCAGGGGAAGAAACAUUGUUUCUUGGAAUGCUGUGAUUUGUGGGUAUGCUCAAAAUGGUAAAGGAGAGGAAGCCAUAAGUUUUUUCGAAAAGAUGAGGGUCUCAGAUUGUAAACCCAACAGUGUUACAGUUCUGGGGUUAUUGUGGGCUUGUAAUCAUGCUGGUCUUGUUGACAAGGGUUACUCCUAUUUUAACCAGGCAAGAAUGGAGGACGCCGGCAUUCUAAAGCCCGAGCAUUAUGCUUGUAUGGUUGAUUUACUCUCGCGCUCAGGGUGUUUCAGACAAGCUGAGGAGUUUAUUAGUGAUUUGCCUUUUGAACCAGGUAUUGGGUUUUGGAAGGCAUUGCUUGGUGGCUGCCAAAUCCACUCAAAUAUGGAAUUGGGGGAGUUUGCUGCAAGAAGAAUCUUGGCUUUGGAUCCUGGAGAUGUGUCAUCAUAUGUUAUGGUAUCUAAUGCACAUUCUGCAGCUGGACGGUGGCAGAGUGUGUCAACAGUAAGGAGAGAAAUGAAAGACAAAGGGAUGAAGAGGAUUCCAGGUUGCAGUUGGAUAGAAAUCAGAAGCAAAGUUCAUGUAUUUACCACCGGCGAUAAGAAUCAUCACCAAAUGAAUGAAAUUUAUACUGUGUUAGAAAUUCUGUACAGAGCAUUUGAGGGAGAAUAAAUCGAGAGGAGAAAAUUGUCUUGAUGAUAUAUAAUUCUCUACUGCACCAACACUUAGCUGGAGCUGGCCUUCAAGCUAAAUGUGCUUCUGUGCAAGCAACUUGAGGAAGCUUCAAAUACAUAAUCUGGGGAGAAAAUGCCUAACCAAAUGCAAUUUUCAAAUCUCUUGGAAGAGAACAGAAAAUUACCUGAUAUGAAAUAGGUUUUUUUUUUUUUUUAAGUGUUAAACACCUUCCUUCAAAUUUUGAUAUUUGCCUGUAUGGUGUUCAUAUCAGGUGUUCUAUAUCAGCUAGACAGCUAAUUAUGUUGCUCAUAUCUAUCAAAAUGGGCCUCUUCCCGAUAUAAAUGUUGCGCUGGUUAUACAAAAAGAUGUUACUGCACGGAUCGGAAUUUAAAAGAGAGUUUCUAUUGAGACCUCCAAAUUUGCUCA